This is a messenger RNA of Meleagris gallopavo (turkey), 956 nucleotides long. RefSeq names its product cysteine and glycine rich protein 3 (gene CSRP3). Gene Ontology annotation, biological process: sarcomere organization; cardiac muscle contraction; muscle tissue development. Gene Ontology annotation, molecular function: actinin binding; structural constituent of muscle. The record is from RefSeq and is a predicted model, not a curated record. Gene Ontology annotation, cellular component: nucleus; cytoplasm; Z disc. NCBI's taxonomy places the organism in Eukaryota, Metazoa, Chordata, Aves, Galliformes, Phasianidae.
CUAUAGGGCCAGCAGCAGCAGCCCCUGUAUUUAAAGAGCGCAGGAAUCCCUCCAGUUCAAUCCUUUGAGGCAUAAGAGAAGAGGGAGAAACGCCAAGCUACACUGUACCAUAAACCUCCGCAUACCAGGAUGCCAAACUGGGGAGGUGGAGCCAAAUGUGGUGCCUGUGAAAAGACAGUGUACCAUGCUGAGGAAAUUCAGUGCAAUGGAAGGAGUUUUCACAAGACGUGCUUCCUCUGCAUGGCUUGCAGGAAGGCUCUGGACAGCACCACAGUGGCAGCUCACGAAUCUGAAAUCUACUGCAAAACUUGCUACGGGAGAAAAUACGGCCCCAAAGGUGUUGGCUUUGGACAAGGGGCCGGAUGUCUCAGCACCGACACUGGGGACCAUCUGGGCCUAAACCUGCAACAGGGAUCACCAAAGUCUGCUCGCCCUUCUACACCAACUAAUCCUUCAAAGUUUGCCAAAAAGAUCGUUGAUGUGGAUAAAUGUCCCCGGUGUGGCAAAUCGGUGUAUGCUGCAGAGAAGAUAAUGGGAGGAGGAAAACCUUGGCAUAAAACAUGCUUCCGCUGUGCUAUCUGUGGAAAGAGUUUAGAGUCUACAAAUGUUACAGACAAAGAUGGAGAGCUCUACUGUAAAGUUUGCUACGCAAAGAAUUUUGGUCCCAAAGGAAUUGGUUUUGGUGGCCUCACUCAAGUGGAAAAGAAAGAAUGUGAGUGAAAAGGAGUGGAUGCAACAGAGUCAACCUGCUGCUGAUGUCAGCAGAUAAUAGUUGUCAAGUAAAACCAAAUCACCACCUACUGCUCAUAACCUAGGGCAUUCAUUAAAUAUUUUCCAUCUUGCAGGAAGCCUUCUGAAGCCUUCUGAAGAAAAAGCAAGUUUUCUUAGAAUAUAGUGUUUCAGUUUUGUUAUUGUACAUUUUUCAAGCUACAAUAAAGUACUCACAUUGCUUCACA